This is a messenger RNA of Ilyonectria robusta, 1806 nucleotides long. RefSeq names its product peptidase family M49-domain-containing protein. Gene Ontology annotation, cellular component: cytoplasm. NCBI's taxonomy places the organism in Eukaryota, Fungi, Ascomycota, Sordariomycetes, Hypocreales, Nectriaceae. Gene Ontology annotation, molecular function: dipeptidyl-peptidase activity. Bases 1 to 1752 code for a protein of 583 amino acids. The transcript has 8 exons. The record is from RefSeq and is a predicted model, not a curated record.
AUGCGCCAGGUGUCUCCGGAAAGCCCAGACAUUUUCGACUUCAUCAUGGAGCUCUAUCGUGCUUGCAGUGGAGAUUGGAACACCUUGGUGACGGAAUGCAAUAUCCUUCUCGAGGAGCUUGAAGCCUUUUUCGAGUAUGCUGGCAUGUUUCUCUGCAACUUGGGCAACCUUUACGGCGAAGGCGAUCAAAAGUUUGUUCCUGACUUAACCGCUAAGGACGGACUGGAGAAGUUCAUCGACCCGUUGUUGGCAGUCCCACGAUUCAGCCUCGGAUACCCCAGCAAGAGCGCGCACUGUUGCGGGCUUCUGCCGAGACCGGUGUUUCCAACAGAACUUCACGAACUUGCCGGUGAUAUCUUUGUCGUCAAGGGCAAUCACGCCGAAGAACUAGCCAAGGUGUGUUGGGCUCUAGAAAAACCAAAUGAGUAUGCAGGUAACAACAAGCAAACCCAACUAUUGUCGCAUUACAUCGAAUGCUUUCGCACUAGAAGCUUGGAAGCUUUCCAAGAGGCGCAAAAGGCAUGGGUGACGCAUGUGGCUACAAGAGUGGAACACUUGAUGGGCUUUAUCGAGCCUUACCGCGAUCCGGCCGGAAUCAGGUCGGAGUGGGAGGCCAUGGUAGGAAUCACCGAUCCGGACGAGGCGGCCCGGUUGAAGCGCCUGGUUGAGAGUUCAACUGCCGUCAUUCGACAACCCCCCUGGGCGGUUGAGGAUGCGAAUGACGGCAAAGGACCGAUCGAGGAGAGCCUGUUCGAGGCUCUUGACUUCACGAGCGUCCACGCGCUCGCCGUAUGCGGUAGUAUCGUCUUCGAAGCCGCCAAUCUUCCCAACUACGAAUACAUUCGAGAAACCUGCGGCUUCAAAAACGUCGUUCUCACGAAUCGUCUAAACGCCAACAACAACCCCCAGCUACCGUGCUAUUGGGUCGCUCCAUCCCAGUUGAAGUUCUUCAAGGACACCACGCGCAUUGUCAGAUUCAUCACCACGGCCACCCACGAGCUACUUGGUCACGAAACCGGCAAACUCGCCACUGAAACCGCACCAGGCAUCUACAACUUCAACGAGCAGAACCUGCCCACCAGUCCCAUCAGCAAGAAAGCCAUAACCUCGCACUACCUGCCUGGCCAGACAUGGGCAAGCGUCUUUGGCAAGUUGGUGGGGACGGUGGAGGAGUGUCGUGCUAUUUUGGUCUCGGAAUAUCUCCUGGACGACAAAAACCUGCUGGGGAUUUCCGGUUACACUGAUGACAGUGAAAUCACAGCUAGUGAUUUCCUCUACGCCACCUAUCUUAAUAUCGGCGUCGAUAUCCUUCAAGCUCUCGAAGAUUACAAUUUUCAGAAUCAGGCUUGGGGCCAAGUCCACCACCAGGCCAACUUCUCCAUCCUCAAACACCUCCAAGAUGGCGAUGGCGUUAUCCGCUUCGCCCACGACCCCGCCAAGUCGAGCCUCACCGUCCACAUAGACCGCAGCAAGAUCAUCUCGCCCGGCAAACCCGCCCUAGGCCGCUACCUCUCCCGCCUGCACAUCUGGCGCUGUACCGCCGACGUUUCCUCUUGCAAGGACUUCUACGAGCCCCGCUGUGCAGUCGAGGGGAAGUACGAGCAGUGGCGACGGAUUGUGUGUUCGAAGCCGAGUCCAAGAUGGAAGCUUGUGCAGCCCAAUACCUUUGUGAAGGGGGACACUGUGGAGAUGAAGGUGUACGAGGAAAAUAAUAGAGUUAUUAUUCAGUCUUGGGUUGAGAGGGACGUUUGAGGUUAUUGGCGGCCCCUUGAUGGCAUCUGUCACGGCCCAUAUCGUGACCCAGGC